Molecule: messenger RNA, 3413 nt
Organism: Canis lupus familiaris (dog)
Lineage: Eukaryota; Metazoa; Chordata; Mammalia; Carnivora; Canidae
Gene: GNG7
Product: G protein subunit gamma 7
Exons: 4
Coding region: 185-391 (68 amino acids)
Biological process (GO): G protein-coupled receptor signaling pathway
Cellular component (GO): heterotrimeric G-protein complex
Molecular function (GO): G-protein beta-subunit binding
Source: RefSeq, a predicted model, not a curated record
CGCCCCCGGGGGGAGCGGGCGCUUGCCGGCUAGGCGGCGGGUUCGGCUGCGCGGCGAGGCUGAGGCGGCCGCGGCGGCCAGAGCUCAGGGAGCGGACGUGUGGUUCCUGAUCCUUGGCACCAAAGACAGCUAGGCCUCGUGCACAGCUCUCUGAACAACAGGGGCCCAGAGCUGAUGGCAGACAAUGUCAGCCACUAACAACAUAGCCCAGGCCCGGAAGCUGGUGGAGCAGCUCCGCAUCGAAGCUGGCAUCGAGCGCAUCAAGGUGUCCAAAGCCUCGUCAGAACUCAUGAGCUACUGCGAGCAGCACGCCCGGAAUGACCCCCUCCUGGUCGGAGUCCCCGCCUCCGAGAAUCCCUUUAAGGACAAGAAGCCCUGUAUUAUUCUGUAGCCUUGUUUUCUGGUGUGUCCCUCCCUCUGUCUCUCUCAGCUAGGGCCUCAUUCACUACACAGUCAAGCAAAACAUUUCAAGUCCCAAAACUUCCAGUACCCAAAGAAAUGCGAACAGCCCCCACGGCGGAUGGGGUAAAAUGUGUCUCCCGGCCUUAGGUGGAUUCUCGAGCCCAGCAGCGCUGCCCUCCCAGGCCCGGCCGGAAGACGCUGGGGGUGCCGCUGCCACUUCCCAUCAGGAACAGCAGAAAUGCCCAAGUGAUGUGCUAACAAUUUUCUGAAACUUGGUUGCCGUUCGGGUUGCGGUCCAGAGCGGCGCCGGGCUGGGAGAAGGGAAGGAGGUGGGUGACCUGGCCACUGUCCCGUGCGCCCUGGCGGGUGGGGAUUCUCGCACAAUUGGCUGUUUGUGCAAAGACUGGUGCCAGGCCGACGCUGCAGUGCGUUUACUGUUUCUUCUGUGCUCAGCAGACUAAAAGUGGGUAGUGGGGGAAGGGCACAGCGGCGUGUUUUGGAAACAGGUCCCCUCUCCGUUUAAACAAUUGUUGUUCGACACCCCGGAGCCCCGAGCUCAGCGGCUGAGCCUGCAGCCACACAUUGUGUAGAAUGCACCCGCGGAUUUUAGAGGCCAGGAGGGAGGCUUUGUCUGUGGAGCGUGCCCUGCGUGGCCAAGUGUCGCCCUGCUGUGUGGCACUUGUGUGGCGUUUGUGUGGCACACAUCACCCGACAGCCCCGCUGCGGCCCCCCGCCCUUUCCUGGGACCCCACCCCACAGGGAAGCGGAUUUCCAGCAACCUGCCCUGGUCACUGGAACGGUCAGCUGUGUUCUGUUUUGUUUUGAGCACGAAACGGCCAUUUGAGCAGUUAGAAGCUGUGGUCAUAUUUGGCUUUGCCGGGUUGUCGUGUUGUGUUUUGUUUUUUUCCACUUUUUGCGCGUCGCCAUGGCCAUUUUGCAAACAGGAGUGCAGCCCGGGGAGGCCCUGCCUGACAGGUCAAAAGGCGUGAAGCUCCAGAAAGCAGCUGCAGGGCCUCGGGGUGAGAUGCGUAACCCAGACAGCUCCUGGCUCUUCCCUCCCGUGGUUUUUCCUUGAUCACUCGGCUCCUGUGACAGUUGACCUGGACAGUUAAGGGAGCAGGAGGCAAAGGGAGGACCCCGUGCACACCUGUCCCCCACCUGCCCCUGUACCCUUGCACCCGUGUGCCCUGCGCCAAGAGGGUCCUCACCUUACAGGCCAGGAGCUGGGUCCUCGUGCCAACCUCAAGGCUCCUGCUCCCCCCACCGAGCCCCUGCAAGUGCCAAGGCCCAGAUCCCACCAGCAUUAAGGUUUGGGGAUGAGAGGGAUGUGUCCCUGUGCCGGUGGGUGACGUCCCCAUGCGGGCUGGCUGCAGGGCCCAGCCUUGCUCCUCGGCUCCCAGCUCUCUCCGGCCGGUCCGGGAGCACCGGGGGCUUUGGGGAGCCCAGUUUCCCCAAACCUGCCGUUGGACGGGGAAGCUGCGAGGGCCCGAUGCCCUGGCCACUCUCACUGGGCGGGGAGUCAGCCUCUUGCUGUCCCCAGUAGAGCAGCAAGACGGAACAAAACCCGUUCGCUCAGCGGGGGGCCGGGGCGCCGGCGGAAUCCACCCCGAGACUCAACACUCGAGGGGCAGUUGGCAGAGCAAGCCCUGUCCGGCCACUUCUGUGAAAGAAGCCUUAAUCCCCGGAGCCCGCCUUCCCUCGCAUCCCCACCAUCCCGGGCUGGUCCUGGGUCACGGGUCCCCAGCGAGGCCCUGGUUUCAGUCCGACCCCUGCCCGCCAGCUGUGCCGCGUCCAGCCCCACCCAGUGUCCCUACCGGGUGGCCCCAAAACCUAGCUCAGGGCUCAGCCGGCAGCACCCCAGCCCUGAAUGAACUCGAACUCGAGUCAGAGCCCCGGGGCCAAGCAGUGUGGGUAAACCAGGCCCAGAGAGAAUGAGGAGGCACGUGGCCACCCCUGCCCAGCUGCCUCCCCAGGGGCCCCAGCCUCGACCCCGGGGGUGGCCGUCAGCAGAGGCCCACCUUGGGUGUCUUUCUAGCUGAGGAAAAGACCCCUCCUUUCUUCCUUCUAGAGUAAAUCCCAGUGUCCGUAGUGUAGACCCCCGAGCGCCGUGCACACGCGACAGCGUUUCCUGCCUGUGCUUCCCCGCGAGUGUCCCGCAUGAAACAUGGUGUGCGCGGUGCCUUCGGGAGCUAGCGGACGUGGCAAGGGGCCUGGGGGGACCAGUGUCUCUAGGCCACAUCACGGGGGGGAAAUUAAGGGCACACCCCCCAAAAAACAGGGCUGGGAGACACAGGGUCCCCUUCUCUCCUACAGCCUGCCUGGGUGUCCCUCCCCCACUCCAGGAAGGAGCUAGAAUGUGCACCCCUCCCCACAGGUGACUCCCAGGCCAAGGAUUGAGUGACUGGGGGGUGACCUCUGGCCCCGGGGAUGUGAACCGCUGGCGGCAGAAGGUGCUGCCCUUCUUCCUGUGACUCUAGCCCACGUGUCCCCACCGCAUCCCCACCGUGUCCCUGCGUCCCCACCAUGUACCCAGCCGCGUCCUUCCGGGCGCCGGGCCUCCAGGCAGCUCGUCCAUCUCUGCGCCGCCCGGCCCCUCUCAGCUCUGGGGGCAGGAAAGGCCGUCAGCCCGCCCCGAGGGCGAGUGACCAGGGCCAGUUUCCGGGCCAAAAUGAGGCCACCAACGGUCACUCGUCCGUCAAAAACACUUACAAAAAGCCAGCCUGCCACGGAGUCUCCGGGAAAGAAGCCAUAUGUCGGACACUCCACCCUCCUCCUUCUCUGUCCGUGGAAACCAUUGCCAAACAUUGCAAAGACCGGUUCCGGUUCGCAGAAGCCAUCUGUGGUUCUAGCAGGUUCUAUCCCACCUCCAUUUGGAUGUUCCGUGGCUUUUAUUUCUGAUUUAAAAAAAAAAAAAAAAUGACAACAAAAACAAUUCCAGGUGUGCCACACCCACUUUCUUGCAGUGUUUUAAUAUUGUGUGGAAUUGUUAAUACAGAGUGAACUAAUCCCCA